Messenger RNA from Anoplopoma fimbria (sablefish), 9297 nucleotides. It is a transcript of the gene gigyf1a, whose product is annotated as GRB10 interacting GYF protein 1a. NCBI's taxonomy places the organism in Eukaryota, Metazoa, Chordata, Actinopteri, Perciformes, Anoplopomatidae. The transcript is spliced from 25 exons. The record is from RefSeq and is a predicted model, not a curated record. Gene Ontology annotation, molecular function: protein binding. Gene Ontology annotation, biological process: insulin-like growth factor receptor signaling pathway. The coding region runs from base 395 to 3712 and encodes 1105 amino acids.
AAAAAAAGAAGAAAAAAAAAAAAGAAAACAUUAUUACUAGCAAGAGUGUUUUAUUUUGUUCCAUCGUUAAUUCCCAAGGUUCUUAUUUUGUUUCUUUUUUUAUGUUCAACCCUUUUCGGCUGUGAGUAGCAGGAGCUUCCAUUCUCCAAACUAUAGUCGAACCCCCUUCCUUAUCUAGUUAGGACCUGACAACCUGGUAUUCCUCAAGCACCUGAAACUGGCAGCUAUUCUCUUUGUGUCUGUGUGUUUGGGGAGCUCUGUGACCACAGCUUAAGCACCACUCAGCCUUCUAGUCACCUAAGCCUAACUAAAGCCAGCCAGCCCUAGCCUGGUCCAGCCCAGCCUGCUCCGAUCAUCUGGACAGGAUACUCAGUUCUGUGUGGACGUGAGGAAUAUGACUGCUGAGACUCUUAACUUCGGCCCAGAAUGGCUCCGUGCACUGUCCAGUGGGGGGAGUGUGACUUCCCCCCCUCCUUCCCCCGCCAUGCCAAAGUACAAGCUGGCCGAGUACCGCUACGGCCGAGAGGAGAUGUUAGCACUUUAUAUCAAAGACAACAAGGUCCCAGAGGACAUGCAGGAUAAGGAGUUUGCUGCUAUUCUGCAAGAUGAGCCCAUGCAGCCCCUGGCACUGGUGCCUCUCACUGAGGAGGAACAGAGGAACUUCUCCAUGUCUGUGAACAGUGUGGCCGUGCUGAGGCUCAUGGGAAAAGGGGUGGGCGGGGCCGCCCCCGCUGGAGUGGUCCGAGGACGAGGGGCCACACGAGGCGGUCGAGGACGAGGUCGUGGUGAAGGUGGAUUCUACCAAAGAAGUAUUGAAGAUGUGGAGGUGGGUUUUGGACGCAGCGUCCGAGAGAUACACCGCAGCCAGAGCUGGGAUGACCGGGGUGAGCGACGAUUUGAGAAGCCGCUGCGGCGGGAGGUUGGCCGUCCCGGCUUUGAAGAGGCCGUAGGGCCCGUGGUGCCGGGUAGGAAGGAGUACACAAGGGCUGACAGCGAUAACUGGCGCAUCCUGCGGGAGGAGCAGCAGCAGCAGCAGCAGCAGCAGGAGGAGGAGGAGGCGGAGCCGGGCACCAACUGGAGACUUACUGGACUCCGCAGGGAUGAUGGUGGUCCUCGCUCAGCAGGCUGGCGGGACCAUACCGGUCCAGGUGAGAGUCGUCGGAGGAAGUUUGAUUUCGAUUUCCGGGACUCUGAGGGCCAUGGUGGUGGCCGGCGGCGUGCAGGCAGUGAGGGACUAGAGGAUGACAGGGACGGCCUGCCCGAGUGGUGUACAGACGAGGAGGACGGGGAGAUGGGCACGUUUGACUCCUCUGGAGCUUUCAUGCCUUUGAAGAAGGGCGGAAAGGAUAUAAUCCUGGAGGAAGAGUUUGAGUUUAAGGGCAUAGAGGAGGAGGAUGAGGAGGAGAGCUAUGCUGACAUGGAGAGGAACGGUGCUGAAGGAGAUAAAGACAAGGAUAAUAAAGAAGCUGGCCAGGCUGUAUCGGAUGGCGAGACAAAGCGAGCAUCUCCCUCCUCCUCUCCUCCCGCUCUCCUACACUGUGCCCCUCCAUCCCUGGAGCCUCGGCCCAGCAACUCUUGCCCAGUGGUGGAUAACCCUCAGCUGAAUCACAGCCACCUCGUCAAGGCCAGCAGCACACCCAGUGAAGACAUGGCUCCUGUAGGGGGCUCCAAGGUCCAGCUAAGCCCCGGCGCCCCCACCUCCUCCAUUCUGCCUCCCCCACCCCCUUCCUCUGCUGCUCCUCUCCACCCUCCACCUGGAGGAGACGCAGAGGACGAUGAGGGCAUGAAGCACUUGCAGCAGGAGGCGGAGAAGAUGGUGGCAUCCCUGCAGGACACUUCUUUGGAAGAGGAGUGUUUCACCCAAGCUCUGCAGCAGCAAGAGAGCAGGAACACAGCAGCCGCUCUGCCGCUGUCACAUGAGGCCGCCAUGAAGUGGUUCUACAAGGACCCACAGGGAGAGAUCCAGGGUCCGUUCACCACCGUGGAGAUGUGUGAGUGGUUCCAGGCUGGUUACUUCACCAUGACCCUGCUGGUGAAGCGGGGCUGCGAUGAGGGCUUCCAGCCCCUGGGCGACGUCAUCAAGAUGUGGGGCCGCGUGCCCUUCGCCCCAGGGCCCUCCCCGCCGCCCCUGCUGGUGAGACAGCCACCACCAACGCAGCGCCCGCAGCCUACCCGGGGGCCCGCCGGGACUGUGAGUCAGAGCUCAGCCAACGCUGAGGAUGGGGAGGGGAGGAUGCAGAGGAGAGGAAAGAUUGAUAGACAGGUUACGGGAAACCUAGACCAGGACCGCCUGAAAAAGCAACAGGAGCUGGCAGCAGCAGCUCUUUAUCAGCAGCUCCAACAGCAGCAGCUAUUCCAGCUCAUUAACAGGUGCAGUGAGCAGGGUAUGAUGCCUUCGAUGAACAGGUCGAUGUCAGUGCCAGAUACAGGGUCCAUGUGGGACAUGCAUACCUCAGCUUCACAGCCGUCAGGCGGUGAAGCCAGUCUUUGGGACAUAACAAUGAAUCCCUCUACUCAGGGUCCAACUCUCGAACAGCUUCAAAAGGUGUGUUCAGCUCUCCAGCAGGAGAGGCGAGACGCUGAUCUCAGGGCGAAGCGUGAAGAGGAGGAGCAGCGUAAGAGGAGGGAGGAAAAGAGGAGGCAACAGGAGGAGCAGAAGAGGAGGGAGGAGGAGGAGCUCUUCAGACGCAAGCAGUGUCGUCAGCAGCAGGAACUGAUCAUGAAGUUGCUCCAGCAGACCCCCCAGCAGCAGGGUCCUGGGGCAAGUGGCUCAGGCUGGAGCGGGUCUCCCUCCUCUGGGCUAUCCAAGGCCGGGAAGCCACAAGCUCUGGCUCUGCUGGAAAUGCAGCAGGAGGCAGAGAGGCUCCUGAAGCAGCAGCAGCAACAGAGAGCGCAGCAGCAGAGAGACCGCCACUCUGGCUUGUCAAUGGGGAGCUCCUCCAUGGGAGGGCAGUGGGCUGAUGGAGUUGGCAUGUGGGGCAGCCCAGGAAGUAUGGAGGGUAAGGGUGGCAGUGUGAGCUCUUCGGGCAGCAUGGGCAUGUGGGACGAGGCUGUGAAGAACCAGGCCGGCCUCCGUGGCAACAGCAACAACAACAUGGGCUUGAAGAACAGCCGCAGCAGCCCUUCUCUCAGUGAUCAGUACAUGAUGCGUCGUAAGCGGACGGAGGAGGAGGAGAAGCUGCUGAAGCUGCUGCAGGGCAUGAAGCCUCAAGAUGGCUUCACUACCUGGUGUGAACAGAUGUUGCACGCUCUCAACACCUCUGCCAACAACUCCUCCUCCUCUCUAGAUGUGGCCACAAUUGUGGCAUACCUGAAGGAGGUGGAGUCUCCCUAUGCAGUACUGGACUUCAUCCGGUCCUACCUAGGGGACACAGUGGAAGCCAAAGAGUUCGCCAAACAGUUUUUGGAGCGACGUGCCAAACAGAAAGCCAACCAACAGAGACAGCAGCAGCAGUUAUCAAAGGAAGUGGCUGGAUUGAACAUGAACUUCCCUCUGCAGGACUCAAUGCGAGGUAUGAAUCCAAGCACCCUGCAGUCCAUGUUUCAAGCCAACCACAUGAGCAAGGCUGGUCUCUAUGACAACCAGGGGGGAAAGAUGAAGAAGAAACCGCCCAUGAUGCUGCACUCUGAUCCCAGCAUCUUAGGGUACUCAUUCCACAACACGGGCGAUUGUCUGAGCCUGAAUGAGAUGGAGAUGGUGGAGGAUUACUGAUGUGACGCAGCGCAGCAGCAAUAGCUACCUGAGGCCUUCUGUCUUUUAAUCAGACAAACCUGAUGACGAAUGUGCACUGCUGGGGGAACCUGGGGGAGGGGGUGGGGAUAGGAAGGGAGCGAGCGUGUGAGGGGAGGUACAGGGAGGAGGCGCCUGGAUCUGCGCCUCCCACUCUUCCUUCCCUCUGGAAAAAAAAAAAAAGGGCUCCCUGCUGCACCAGUUGAUCACUUGAGCAGGGGAGAGGGGGGGGGAUGUUAAAAAGGAAGAUGGGUAUCCUCUGGCACUCAAAAGAUUAAGCACCUUAUACUGAACUAAUGCACUUUAUUGAGAUGGGAUUUGAAUAGUUUUUUUUUUUCAUGUGUGUGAAUGUGAGUGUGUUGGGAAUCAGUGCGCAUACAGUAUGUGUACAUACACAUUAUCUGUGUGCCUGUGUGUCAGAACUGGAAGGGGGCGGUGAAGCAGUCGGUGGGGCGAAUGGUCGGGCUGUUAGGUUUUCAAAGUCAGGGGGACCUUUAGUUGAAACCUUAUCAGAGAGCAAAUCCUUUCUCGAAAGACAAACACUGUUGAUAUUUCUCUUGUUUAGCAUUUUUUUACGUUUAUAUAAAAAGUAAAGCUAUUGAAAAAUGGAUUAUAAAAAAACUUGAAGAUUUGCACUUGCCUAAAAAAAGAAAUAACAAAAACAACAAAAAAAAUCAAACAAAUGGGGUUAGUUCUAGAAGUGAAUAUUUUUGUGAAUGUGUUUGUAUGACUGAGAGUGACUGAUGUGUGAUGGUUGGUUUGUGUCAGUAAUAUACCAGUCUGCACAAUGUUGUUUUUUUUUCUUCAUUCUUUUGUUGCUUACCAAGAUGUAUGAAACAUAAGAGGCCAUUUUUGUCUUUUUUUUUUGUUCAAAUGGUAAUUUUGUAUUCUCAUGUUAAGAGAGUGUGUUUAUGUCCCUUCUCCAAACAGGGACUUGAUCUGUAUGUCAUGAGAGAGUGACGAGAGAGACAUUUUGAAUGAAUGAAUGAGACACAGAGAGAGAGAGAGAGAGGGCAAUUGCACAACACAUCCUUUCUCUCACCAGCUCUUCAUCCCCAAAUAGACGAAAUAGAAAUGCAUACAUUUGUAAAUGUUAGCUUUGCGCUCAUCACAUGAUGACCACCACUUGUUUAUUUCCCCUUAGCCUCUCCCCAUUGGGAGCUGUCUCUAGACCUAUGAGGACUAGCAGGCAGGGCGAAUCAUGAGGGACAUUACUGUGUGUGCAUCAGAUUGAGAAUUUGUAUGUGUGUGCGUGUGUGCAUGUUCAUUUUCUGUUCAUAGAAAUGAGUUAAGACUACAGGUACUCAUUUUUGAAUACAUGUGCUGUUUUUGUAUGCGUAUGAAUGCACAUUUGUGCCUAAGAACUUGGAUAGGGUGCGUGGCCAUUGAGACAUUAACUCUUUUUUGAGAGCGAGUGUGAUGUGCGUCAGUGCUCAGCACAGUGUAUGUAAAGUAUGUCAGUUUAUAUAUCGUAAAUAUUUCUAGUUCAGUCUAGGGGUGAUCCAUCGGAAGGUUAGUCCAGUCUGUUGUCCUGGGGUGUGAUCACGUUGCCUUUUGUCAGCUCUCGAACUUGUGAAUGAAAGGUGUCGAGUUGCUGACUCUGAAAAAAAAAAAAAAACAGCAUCUUAAUGUGCAAGUGCACAGAACGGUGCAUGAAAUGUUAGCAUAUUGUGUUACUUAUUCGUUGUUGCAAUUUGAUAAUGACGAGUUUUCUUUUUUUAUGAAAAAUAUAUAUGAAUAUAUACAUUAUAUACAAAGUUUAAAAAGUAUUUGGACUAAGAUAAUGAGCACUUGGGGCUGCUAUUUUUUGUUGUGUGUUUUAAUUUUUUUUUUUCCUUAAUUUCUUUUUCUUUUUCAUUAUCGCCAUGUGAAGUGUGUGUAUUAUUUCUUAAGAAAAUAUUGAAUGUAUUCCAAAAAAAUGACAAGAAACCCGUGCUGAUACCAGAUUUUUUUUCCUCAGAAGAUUUCAAAACGGAAACAAAAUACAAAAAAGCUUCAAAGAAUUUAGCGAGAACUUUUUUUUUUUUUGUGGAGAAGAAGAAGAAAAAAAACUCGGGAUGGAUACAGUUGAACACACUGCCUCUACAAUCCUGGUCGUACAAAUAGUGACUAAGAAUUAAAAGAAAGGACUCUUUCUAUUCCAUACUGGAGCUUUGGUUGUUUACAAACCACAUGGAUUUCUGUGGGUGCAGUUUUUGUUUUUUAUUUUCGUUUUUUUCCCACAUAAGAUGGGUGGGGUUUGCAAGUGCGCUUCUGCCAUAUGGACAUUGAGUGGUGUUUUUUUUGUUUUUUGGGGAAGAGUGGCAGGUAUCACAAGAACAUGGACAUGAUCCUCUAACUGGACCUUGUGUUUGGUUGUGGAUCCUGAGGCUUGAUGAUCAACCAUGGAGCGAAGGCGGGAAAAUCAAGGAUGGGCUCUGUUUUUGAGGAGAGUGCAGGGCUGCAUAACCCUAGAGGGAACUGAGAUGGUGAUAUGAGUACACCUUGUUAGUGUGCUUGUCUUCACCUCAACCCUCAUAAGCACUCACCCUGCCCACUCACCAACUCACCUAUGCACUUUUGUUCAUUCAAGCUGUGAGGUACCAUUUUGGGGAUGGGAGCACAAAUUACAACAGGAGGAUUGCUACGACUUUGACAAAGUCACAGAAAAGAUAUUCCCAAAACUGAAAUAAGAGACUCGAGAAGCACGUCUUCUCCCACCUCCUGUGUAUAUAACCAUAUUUUUGUAUUAUCUUUCAGAGCAGAAAGAAAAUUUGCAAAUGGAUGAAGGAAAAUUCAUGAGAUGUUGAUUAUACGGAGUGAAUGUUCUUCAAGAAAACCAAUCUUUUUGAAUAUAGUUUGAGAUAGACUCGCUGUGAGUUUCCCUUAGUUUGCCAGUAACCCUGAAAUUAUUGGGGAUGGAAGGGAAAAAAAAAAAAACAUGGACUAAGGUGUUGGACAUGCUACAGUGGCUCCAAGACUGACUGAUAAAUAAUUAUCAAAAAUGGAUGCUGCGGUCGCUACAAAGAGCCCCACCAAGAGUGUUUGAUCAACAUGCACAGUGAAGAGGCAGACAUGGGUUUGAAGAGAUUUUGGCAAGGAGGCUUCCACUUCCUCUCCCAACCUGAUGACUGCCUUGAGUUACUGCAGCAGGAGAAAAAAAGCUUUGGCAAUGGAGUCUGGCUGUGCUUUAUUUGCUGCCCUCUACAAGGAGGAUCUAAUCUACAGCCAACCCAUGAACCAGUUGACCCUAAACCUGUCAAUUGAACUUAAACCCUAAGAAACUUUUCUGUCUUGACCUCGGACUUGGCAGGCCAUCGGCAUUAUCAGUUGGACAUUUACCAGAUGAAGUUUCAGGUGUAUCGACCAUGGAUCCCAUCUGUGUUGGAAGUGUUAGGUUUGGGAUUUCAUCAGGCGCUCUCUACGGCGAGGAAGAGGAUAAAGAGGCUCGUAUUGCCCAGAUGUCAUCCCCCACCUCGGCCUGAAACUCUCAGGUGGUUGUGUGGAGGUUUUCUAACCAGCGGGACAGAAGACUCUCCCAGACGUCAGAGAUUUGAGAGCUGGAUUGGGUUUCGAUGGACGUGGCUGGAUUACAUCGAAGUCACCAGAAAUCCCUUCAGCUGUUGAACUGGAUGAACUGAAAAGAAUUGUACAAAAAGACUUUGAAACAUGACAAAACACAAACACGUAGCUACAUGUCACAUAGAUUCUAGAGUUCAAAGGAGUUAAAGACACACUACAUGCACACCAAAAGCAACUUACACUCAGUUACAGUGGCUCUCCUCUGGAACCACGUCUGCAUACAUAACAGGGCUACAUCAAUAUCAAAUCAUACAGACACACACAAGCGUCAUCGCUCAUCAAUAUAAACGCUGAGCUUUGUAAAUAAUGUAAAAGUUUGUGUUUUGAUUUUUCUCUCAUAGUGGUUUUGCUUUAUUUCUGUUAAACAUGCCUUAAAUUGUAUAGUUCAGUCCUGAAUGGCUAACUGAAAAUGUUCUCUAAAUGAUGAAUUUAAGUUGGAAACCACCUCCUUAACUGUCCUCUUAAGUCAAAGAAAGAUAGGAGCUUUCUACAAGUCUGUUUACUGUUGGCAAGCAGGACAGUCUAUUCUGUAUUAAUUUGCUACAUCUGAGCACCAUGUCAGUUGCUAUUUAGCUACAGAAUAGAGCAGCAAGCGAUGUUUGAUUAAUCUGAUUUUGCUGGUUAGCUUUUGUUGACUUUUGGUUUCCUUAAAACGAAGAGUGGUUUUGUUCAGAUUUCCUGUUUAGAUUAUUGCUGAAGGUGCAGGCUUACUAAAGGGCUGGAGUCUGUACUGUCUGGAGCUGAGCUGACUGGGAAGGAUGCACAGAUUGGCUUAAAGUACAGACUUGUUGUUGUGUGCGAACUACUGUUGGAUAUACUGCUCUAGGCUAAAACUAAACCAGAGUGACAGGUCCUCCUGAAAAUUCAGAUGCAAGUUGGGGCUUUUGGGUUAUUUUUUUUUUACACUCCGGGCAACCUUAAUGUCCUGAUAGCAACUAGGUACUUUUUACAGUUUUGACUUGUCAGAUCAGGCUUGUCGGAAGCAUGAUUGUAUGAGCAAGCUUGCGUGAUUUGUCAUAUUUGUGGGUUUUGACACUAAACCUUGAGGUGGGUCACAACUCGGCCCAGAUUGCUGCAGCUUUGUCCGUGCAGCGGGCAGUGCUGCUGACCAUUUCUGGUAGCACUGAAUAGAUAAGGAAUUGACCAGUCUGGGUUGUGUGUUAUCUUAAAGGAAACUCUGUCCUGGAAAUUUGGAAAGUGUCUUGUUCCAAGUAUGUAUAUGUAAUUGGAUUUGAGAGAUGAAUGCUUUUAGUCAAUCAGUUUUUUUUGUAUCGUCGAUAUCUAAUCAAUAUGCAGUUUUUAAUCCAAAUAACAACUGAUAUUCAAUGAAUAUCUUCAGCUUAGACUUAUAAUACACUUGUACAUAUGUUUAGCCGAAGUUUUGGUGGAUAGUUAACAGCUACAGCUAACUAUGUACACUGAAGUAGCAACAGUAGGCCAUAACUGUGGAAUUGUGCUAAAAAGUGACUAAGUUUAAUGUUGUUGUGAUCAGUUGCCAAAACCAUGAAUAUACUAUCGAGUCUCUUAUCGGUGAAUAUCUUUAAAAAUACCUGUUUGACAUUUUUAAAAGCUGAUAUUGCAUGGUGUUAGUUGUUGGUUGGUCAGUCUUAGAAGAGUAAAACAGGGUUGUUUGCAGUUACAUUUUACUCUACUACAUAUACUUUUAUGAUUUGAUAACCUGCAAUAUCGUUUUGUUAAAAAGCCCUGGAUGUUUGGUUGCAGUCUUAGAAAAGAGUUUGUCACGGCCUGUCCACUUAACAGUAUGAAGUCCAUCAUCUGGUUUAUUUUAGCUCUGGUAACUGUAGUUCCAACAAUAUUAUCCUAAAUGCUAUAAAUGUGAUUUGUAUCCCUGUCAGCUCAGCUCCUUUGCCUAAUAAGUCUUUGAAUGUUGUUAAAAUAACAGCAUACUUGUAAUGAAACUGUUUAGGAAAAGAACAACUGAAAGAUGUGUAUAUAGUUUGGCUAUUUUUUGUUUGAAGAACAAAAUAAAUACUAAAUAAAUAGCA